AUGGAGUCACCAACUCGUGCUAAAACUCGUACGCGAUCACAAAUACUCGGUGAGCUGCUGAGAGUGAAGAAGGAGAUGGAACGGGGACCCUCUAUUGUCGGCAAACAACCAACACUCAAGGCCUACACCCCUGAUACAUCGAAUGAUUUAGCAUCGUACUACAACAAGUACAUCGUCGACUACAUGAUAUCUGAUCAGAACCCGAAGUAACCUGGAGAAUGGACAAUUUUCCAGGUCCGGUCUAUGACUCCGUCGUCCCGCGAGGAUACUACAAAGAAGGCUUGUGGAGUAAAAACCUAUCGGGACUGGAUCCCAAUCAAGGUAGUACAAGGUUACCACCUAUACCAAAGGUCAAGUUCCCUAAGCUGAACAAUGACAACUAUCGACACUUCAAAAUGAACUACGACCAUGUGAAACCAUUCAGGGCGGAAGUCAAAAAUGUCCAGGACAGUAAGUACAAACGCAGAAUGCAAGAUGACUACAAGAGAACAGUCAACGACUGGAACAGAAUGAACCUGGCUGAAAUCUACCAACUUCCUCCACAAUCUUCGUACAACGUCAAGAAAGCCAUCCAGACAUACCUAGGGGCCUCUAAAGGGUGCCACAAGGCUCUGAACCCUUUGUUGAAGGACAUGACCCCAAGGGGAUCUAUAUGUUCAUCUAAGAAUAAUUAGAUGARAAUCAUUAGCCUAGAAUUGCUUCGUAGAAGUAGGAAGAGUUAAACAGAGAGUUCCACCGUCUGCUGCAACUAGUUGUAAUAAGCCAAUGCUGAGGUACGAAUUUAUUUUAGGGAAUCCGAAGUUGUGACAGUCUCCUUACACAAACAGUUCUGUUCAUUGGAGAUUUCAUCCAAAACAUUGUCAGUAAAGUCAACUCAUCCACAGAGAAGACAGUCUGCGAAGCCCCUAACAGUGAAGUUAUUUACAUAUAGUUAAUGCUGCUGUCAAUUUCCUAAGAUUGGUAAUGUUAGUAGGGAGGGCUGCAAACAAGACUUAGACAAGGCCAAUACAAGGGAUUUAACUGUAAAGUAUUAUUUUGAAAUCAAGGUAGAUGAAAGGUAACUCAUCUUUAGAUGUAUAUUUUCAUAAUUGAGUUAAUAGUAUAAUAAUUUUUAGCCUCGAGCAUGCCGUAGAGAACUUGUCAGUAUCUUAUAGAGAUUGAAAUCGGAGUAGACACAGUAUAUAACUAGUACACUUUCAAGAUAUAUUUUAGUUUCAUUCUGGUCCAGGUUSUACGAAGGGUGGAUAGUGCUAUCCUUAUCCAGUUGAUGAAUUGAUGCUGUUAUCCAAUAAAUUUAUCCACUGGAGAGGAUUUAUCCGUCCAAUAGCACUUUCCACCCUUCGAACAACCUGGCCCUGAUGCUAGAUCAAGCCAUAGGUAUUUAAUUUGAAUUUAAUUUAGAUUAUCUAAUGUAGAAAAUUCUGAAACUUGAAUUGUGUGAGAUCAAAUAAAUGAUUAUCAAAGAGGAUGGACCUA
Molecule: messenger RNA, 1476 nt
Organism: Actinia tenebrosa (Australian red waratah sea anemone)
Lineage: Eukaryota; Metazoa; Cnidaria; Anthozoa; Actiniaria; Actiniidae
Source: RefSeq, a predicted model, not a curated record